UUAAAUAUUUAUUAAGAUGAUUUUAAAAGUGCUAUUAUUUUUAUUAUGUACGAAAUGUAUACUGUCGGAAGUGUUUACAAUUGGAGGUAUCUUUUACUCAGACUCAGAAGAACUGAAGGCGGCAUUAUCUGUAAGCGCCAAACUAUACAACUUCGAAAUAUCGAUUAAGGAAAUCGCAAGAAAUGGUACGAUACUCGAACUCAAUCGUCAUGUAUGCGAACUAGCUGAGGAGAGUGUGAUAGGUAUAAUAGAUGGUACAGGAGGUCAGUCUACUGAAUUCAUUCAAGCUCUAUGCGAUAUACUAGAACUGCCACACGUCACUAUAAAACAUAAUAAUAUUAAAGAAAACUCUUAUAUACUAAAUUUGCAUCCCAGUUCAAUGGCAUAUGAUAUGGUAAUGAAGAAAUUGGUAGCCCGUAAAGAAUGGGAAGAAUUUACAAUACUUUAUUUGAAAGGCUACAGUCUAAUUCGCACAAACAGUUUGCUCCAAUUAAAUACACAUAAUGAUAGAUAUGUCGUAACUCUAAGAGAAUUAAAUGGGAAUGAUUACAGAGACGUUCUUAUCAGUGCCAAAGAGAGUGGAUACGUGAAUUUUGUAGUAGAUUGUCCUCAAGAAAAUGUUCCUAUAAUUUUACAACACGCCCAAGAAGUUGGUUUGUUAGCUGAUGAGCAUUCAUACAUAUUUGUGUCUCCAGAUUUAUUCACAUUAGAUUUGGAACGAUAUAGAUAUGGAGGAGUUAAUAUGACCGGGCUUAGAUUAGCAGACUUCGAAGAAAAUGAGGAUUUAUGGAAUUUCGCAUUCAACUUUAAUAAGGAAUUCGUCUACGCUCAUGAAGCAGAUCAACUAACAAGUGAAAUAUUGUUAAUACAUGACGCUGUUCUUAUAUUUUCUAAAGCAACUGAGAAAAUGAAAUACGGGCUCAAGAGACCUGAAGGUCUUAGUUGUGAAAACGGCACUUCUUGGAAUCAUGGAUCUUCACUGCUAAAUUUUAUGAAAACUAACAAGGUAGAAGGCUUUACACGAACAUUGACUUUCAAUGGCCAUGGUGACAGACACAAUGUUAUAUUUGAUGUAUUGGAAUUAACACCUGCUGGAAACAUAACGAUCGGUACAUGGAAUAACAAUAAUCUCACAAUUUCUAGGCCAAUUUUAGCGGGAUCAGAUAUUGUUGAAGAGACAAUAAUGAAGAAUAGAACUUUUAAAGUAUUGAUUGCGACGUCAGCUCCUUACGGAUACGUGAAGGAAUCAUCUGACCAAUUGGAGGGAAAUGAUCGAUAUGAAGGCUUUACUAUAGAUCUAAUAGAGAAGUUAUCCGAAAUAUUAGGAUUUAGCUAUGAAUUUGAAGUAGAACUUGAGUACGGUACAAAAGAUCCUCAAACACAAAAGUGGAAUGGAAUGAUCUAUCAACUGAUGGAAGAUAAAGCCGACUUCGCAAUAUGUGAUUUCACGAUAACGUCUCUAAGACAAAGUGCAAUAGACUUCUCUACGCCAUUCAUGUCACUGGGUAUAGGGAUUUUGUACAAAACUCCCAGUAAACAGCCACCCGAAAUGUUUUCUUUCAUGGCAGUAUUUUCCAAAGAAGUAUGGUACUAUAUGGUGUUAGUGCAACUUGGUCUUGGAGUAAUCAUGAUAUUUGUCGGACGUAUUUCGUACAAAGAAUGGCAGAAUCCUGUCCCAUGUAUAGAACAACCUGAAGAACUGACCAAUCAGUUUAGCUUUGCUAAUUCUGUUUGGCUUAUUAUUGGUUCAGUUAUGCAACAGGGAUCUGAAAUUGCUCCGAUAGCUUUAGCUCCACGUAUGAUUACAAGUGUGUGGUGGUUUUUUACUAUGGUCAUUGUCGCUUCGUAUGUGGGAACCCUAGUGGCUUUUCUUACGGUUGAAAAAAACGUUUUACCUUUUGAAACUUUGGAAGAACUUUACAAGCAAAAAUCAAUUUCAUACGGAGCCAAGAGAAAAGGAUCAACUUUAGGUUUCUUCCAGCAUUCACCAAAUCCCAUACUAGCGGGUAUGUACAAAAAGAUGGUUGAUAAUCAUUGGCUGGUAGCUACUAAUGAUAUCGGUGUGGCAAAAUGUGAAAAUGAAACUUAUGCAUUUUUUAUGGAAUCUACAUCGUUAGAGUACUACAAAGAAAGACAUUGCGAUUUACUUCAAGUAGGUGACUCGUUUGAUUCGAAAAGUUAUGGUAUUGGAAUGAAAAAAGGUUCACCUUACAAGAAAUACAUUGACUAUGGUUUACUAAAAUUAAAAGAAUCAGGAGAAAUACAGAAAUUGAAAAAUAUAUGGUGGAAGGAGAAACGCGGUGGAGGAAAAUGUGGGAUAAAACGGGAUGAAGAACAAAAGCAACUCGGCUUGAAAAAUAUGUUAGGCGCCUUUGUUGUACUGGGUGUUGGCUGUUUAAUUGGACUUUUUAUAUCUAUUAUUGAUAUGCUCUGGGGCGUAUUUAAGCGCACAGUUAAAUAUAAUACAACGUUCAAAUUUGAGCUGAUAGAAGAGUUGAAGUUCGCAUUAAAAUUCAGUGGUGACAUCAAACCUGUGAAACGUCACCAGAAGGCACAGGGCAGUUCUGAUUCUUUAGCGGAGGCUGAAGCCAAGGAUGAAAUCAAAUCAUUACGCUCUAUUAAAUCUGGCAGAUCUACGGACACUAAUAGGACACAUCGCUCGCAUAGUUCCAAACAUUCUGGUCUUAGUAUGGCUUUCGCUAAACGACGUGAAUACAGCUGAUUUUUUAAAGGAGAAAGGGACAAAGAAGCAGCGUGUCGCAAAAUAUUAAAAGUCCCCAACAACACCAGAGGAAUUGCUGAUGAGUAGGCGAGGUGCGCUUUAUUCUUGAUUUCUUGUAAAAAAAAACAGACAAAUAUUUGAUGUCACUUGUUCAGUACAUAA
Molecule: messenger RNA, 2884 nt
Organism: Papilio machaon (common yellow swallowtail)
Lineage: Eukaryota; Metazoa; Arthropoda; Insecta; Lepidoptera; Papilionidae
Product: glutamate receptor ionotropic, kainate 2
Exons: 17
Coding region: 17-2722 (901 amino acids)
Biological process (GO): modulation of chemical synaptic transmission; synaptic transmission, glutamatergic; monoatomic ion transport
Cellular component (GO): plasma membrane; postsynaptic membrane
Molecular function (GO): transmitter-gated monoatomic ion channel activity involved in regulation of postsynaptic membrane potential; glutamate-gated receptor activity
Source: RefSeq, a predicted model, not a curated record